This is a messenger RNA of Cercospora beticola, 1863 nucleotides long. RefSeq lists its product as uncharacterized. The record is from RefSeq and is a predicted model, not a curated record. Gene Ontology annotation, biological process: double-strand break repair; protein poly-ADP-ribosylation. Gene Ontology annotation, cellular component: nucleolus. Gene Ontology annotation, molecular function: NAD+ poly-ADP-ribosyltransferase activity; NAD+-protein mono-ADP-ribosyltransferase activity. Lineage: Eukaryota; Fungi; Ascomycota; Dothideomycetes; Mycosphaerellales; Mycosphaerellaceae.
AUGCCGGCUGCACUCCGCCAGCGCAAGCGUCCAGCUUCGCCCGACGUUGACCCAGACCCUCCAAAGAAGACCAGACAAGCCAGAUCGAAAGCAGUCAAGGCCGACCCCGACAGCGGCGCUGAAGACGCGAAGCCGAAGCAAGUGCCUGUAAAGUCAAAAGGCAAGUCGAAGGCGAAAGCGAUCAAAUCUGAGCCUGAAGACGAUGACGAAGAAGUCGAUGUGUCGGCCCCGAAAGCCAAUGGCAAAGCAAAGUCAAAAUCCGAACCGAGGAACGCGAUUCCAGAGAAUGCCACAACUGGAGGCGCUCAGUUUGCCAAAGCUGAGAAGCUUGUAAUUCCUGUUGACGAGGAGUGCUCCUACAAUGGGCGCGUGUAUGUUGACGACAGCACCGGUAUAAUUUACGAUGCUUCGCUCAAUCAGACAAAUGCCGGUGCCAACGCCAACAAGUUCUAUAAAGUUCAGCUCCUUACCAACGAGAAGGGCAAGUACAUGACGUGGACUCGCUGGGGUCGAGUCGGCGAGCGUGGACAGAAUGCUCUUCUCGGAGAUGGCAGUCUGGCCGAUGCGCUCAGGAACUUCGAAAAGAAGUUCAAAGAUAAGUCAGGUCUUGCUUGGGACGACCGCGGAAAUAAGCCGAAGGCUGGCAAAUACGUUUUCAUUGAGCGCAACUACGAGCCAGAGUCAUCCGAUGACGAGAAGGAGGAGGAGAUGCCAGAGCAGAAAGCUCAAGGGAGUAGGUCGCGGAGUAUUUCGCUCGCGAAGUGCACUCUCGACGCUCCAGUCAAGUCGCUCAUGGAACUCAUCUUCAAUGAGCAGUACAUCCAGGAGACGAUGGCGGACAUGAACUACGACGCUCAGAAGCUACCUCUCGGCAAGCUCAGCAAAGCCACCAUCACACGCGGCUAUCAGGCACUCAAGGAUCUUUCCGCUUUGUUCAACGAUCAAAGCCUGGCUCAGUCCGAGCAUGGUAUGAGCUACGCCCAAGCCGUGGAAACGCUGUCCAACCAAUACUAUUCCUUCAUCCCACACGCGUUCGGCCGCAAUCGCCCUCCAGUCAUCAGAGAUCACCAUGGCCUUAAGAAGGAAGUCGAGCUGCUCCAAUCUUUGACCGACCUCAAGGAUGCCGAUAGCAUUCUCAAAGCCGAUAAGGGUUCCAGCUCUAUUCAUGCUCUGGACUUGCGCUUCAGGAACCUCAAUCUCCGCGAAAUGUCGCCCCUUGACAAAAAGAGUGCGGAGUUUACUAACCUGUCUGACUAUCUUGUCAACACUCGUGGUCAUACCCAUGGGCACACGUAUGAGGUCCUUGACAUCUUUCGCGUCGAGCGUGAUGGCGAAUCGGACCGUUUCGAACAGUACACCAAAGCCAACAGCGAUCGUCGUCUGUUGUGGCAUGGUUCGCGCGCCACCAACUUUGGUGGUAUUUUGAGCCAAGGUCUCCGUAUCGCGCCUCCAGAGGCCCCAGUCUCUGGCUACGCCUUCGGGAAGGGGGUGUACCUGGCUGAUAUGAGUUCAAAGAGUGCCAACUACUGCUGCUCGUACAUCAGUGGUGGUCAGGCCUUGCUUCUGCUGUGCGAAGCUGAGCUGGGCGAUCCGCUCUAUGAGCUGACCACUGGUUCAUACACUGCCGGAGAUGAAGCCAUCAAGAACGGAUCUCUCUCUACCUGGGGCAAGGGCAUGACUGCGCCGUCUGUUUGGAAAGAUGCGAAUUGCGUCCAUCCUUCGUUGGCUGGCGUCAGAAUGCCCGACACCGCCACAGCUGUUGGUCAGACCAACGUGCAAAAUAUCUACUUGCAGUACAACGAGUACAUUUGCUACGACGUCGCACAGAUUCGCUUACGCUACCUGCUUCGCGUGAAGAUGUAA